Molecule: messenger RNA, 677 nt
Organism: Lecanosticta acicola
Lineage: Eukaryota; Fungi; Ascomycota; Dothideomycetes; Mycosphaerellales; Mycosphaerellaceae
Source: the annotation of a GenBank genome assembly
AUGUCUACCCCAGCAUUUCCCCCCGGUGGUACCUACUUCGACACCGCGAAGCGUUCCUUCAACCAGGUCCCAAUUGAUGAGAGCAAGGAUGGUGGUGCGAUCCAGACCACUGAGUUUCUCGAGGCAGCAGAGUCAGUUGCUGGGCUGUUCGAUGUGUUGGGCAGCGCUGCUUUCAAGCCUGUCAAGAGCGACAUGACUGGCAACAUCAAGAAGAUCAGGGACAGACAGCUCGAAGCCCCUGUCGAUUCUGAGACCCUCCAAGACCUCGUGAGGAACGAAUUGAAGCAGAAGAAGCACACCGCGACAGAAGGACUGUUGUGGCUGACAAGGCAAGCCAUCUGCAUCCGAUACCCAAAAGUCAUGUGGCUAACAAUGCGAACAGAGGUCUCGACUUCACUGCCCAAGCUCUUCGCCGUAACGUUGACAACUCCGGCGAGGAACUCUCAGCCUCCUUCCGCGAGUCCUAUGGAAAGACCCUCAAGCCGCAUCACUCUUUCAUCGUCAAGCCUAUCUUCUCUGCCGCUAUGUCCGCCACACCCUAUCGGAAAGACUUCUAUGCCAAGCUGGGAGAUGACCAAGCGCGUGUGUCGAAAGAGCUGAACGAAUGGCUACAAGGAUUGGAGAAAGUCGUCACAAUUCUGAACAAGUUCCUGGCCACUCCUGAGGCCAAGUGGUAG